AUGGCUACCGUGCACCCCGAAGUUACCUGGGCCCAGCGCUCCUCGGCUGAUGAAGCCGAGCGCAACUACCUCUAUGUGAGCCUUAAGACCGCUGAUGUCCCCAAGGACAAGGCCGACCUUAAGCUCACCCCUACCAACGUCUCUUUCACUGGCCCCUCUGGCAAGGGUGUUACAUACUCCGUGUCCCUGGACCUCUACGCCGAGAUCGACCCUGAGAACAGCAAGGUAAACCACACUGACCGUGAGGUCGAGUUGGUGCUGCGCAAGAAGGAGCUGGGUGAGGAGUUCUGGCCCCGUCUGCUGAAGGAGAACAAGAAGGUUCACUUCUUGAAGACCGACUUCGAUAAGUGGGUUGAUGAGGAUGAGCAAGAUGAGGCCGCUGAGGAUGACUACGCCAACAACUUCGGUGGUUUCGGCGGUGAGGGUGGUGAGGGUGGUGCUGGCGGUCUCAGCAACAUUGACUUCUCCAAGCUCGGCGGUAUGGGUAUGGGUGGCGAGGGUGGCAUGCCUGACUUCAGCGCUUUGGCUGGUGCUGCGGGCGGUGCUCCUGGUGCCGAGGGCGAGGAUGAUGAUGAUGAGCUCCCCGAGCUUGAGGACGAGCAGCCCUCCAAGAUCCAGGAGGUUUCUUAA
Penicillium malachiteum is the source of this 630-nucleotide messenger RNA. RefSeq names its product Hsp90 cochaperone SBA1 (gene wos2). Gene Ontology annotation, cellular component: cytosol; nucleus. Gene Ontology annotation, molecular function: Hsp90 protein binding; protein-folding chaperone binding. Gene Ontology annotation, biological process: chaperone-mediated protein complex assembly; protein folding. Bases 1 to 630 code for a protein of 209 amino acids. The transcript has 4 exons. NCBI's taxonomy places the organism in Eukaryota, Fungi, Ascomycota, Eurotiomycetes, Eurotiales, Aspergillaceae. The record is from RefSeq and is a predicted model, not a curated record.